CCACUGGUCAGAUACCCUAUCAUAAUCUCUGUAAUAACUUGGUAAUAACUGCUGCUGUGCCUGAAGUGCUGGUGCGUUGAAGAGCAUAGUCGGAUACGUCUCCAAACCUUACAUUCAACCUAACUGUGUUCGUUUCUAUCCGGAUUUAUUACAACGUAGGUUGGAUUUUCACCGAGCUUCACAGACAAGUUACGAUCAUCUGUAGUUUUAGUAACAAAGCAGUUGAAGAUGGCGAAGCUAGGUAUACCGCUGCUGAUAGUUGCUGUCGUUACGCUGGCGCUGAUGAUCACGGCUCACGUUGUACCAGAGUGGUUUGUCCUGGACGUGAACUUGCCGGAAUUCAAUUUUCGGUUGGACAUUGGACUGUGGAGACGAUGCCAGAUGGGGACGGAUAUACGAGUAAAGGCUUGUAUAUACUACAUUUCGGAACCUGGAAUCGAAAACUUGUCAAACACAUGGCGCUCCGCUAUGGCGUUUGGCCUUCUUGCCACGAUCCUUGCUGGCAUGGGCCUAAUCCUGUCCAUCGCAAUGGAGAUGAAAGGCACUCUUCGGACAGUACUGGUAGUGGUACUAGGUCCUCGCAUACUCUUUGCUGUGUCAGGAAUAUUCAUGAUUGUGUCUGCCAGCACCUUUAUCGGGUUUGUCAAGCAGGAGAAGUUUGAAUCACCUCCCUUUACGAAGUACGGUGCAUCCUUCAUCAUCGCUUGGGUGACGGUCGCAACAUCCCUGGCAUCCGCGAUCCUCGCUCAUCUUCACCAUUCCAAACAGCAGGCGCCAGCGGAAGGGCUGCCGCAACCAAUCUGAACAUGCAGUGAAACUGAUAAUUCGUGCACUCAAUGGAGACUACCGGACAUGCUUCGUGCUAAGCAAGUUAACCAACAGAGUGCGUACUAAGCGACUUCCACAAUAUUUUUAUGAUUUGCUUAUUCUCCACCAUAUUACAGGUCAGAUACUGGCAAGUGUACAUGUAGAUACGGAAAAAGUCACUCAGUACAUGCAUGUACGUGUACAUGUUAAAAAAAUAAUAAAUAUAUCAACGUUUCGUUCAUAAUAUAUUAAUAUUCAUGUACAUGUGCUGCGUGCCCGUCUCUACUUCUCCUUACUGAGAUCCAGUAUUCUUUCUAUCCGUGGUGCUCGUUCUCGUCGGAAUUUCCACGUCCAACGUUUUGUGGAUAGUUCCGUCGUGGUGGCUGAGUCUCGCCUUGUUACGUAAUUUUCUGAACUUCUAUACUGUGUUUACUUGUUCAUCAAGUUUUUGUCUUUUUUCUUUUUGAUUUUUCUGGAUGAUUUUUUUAGUUUGAUGGUUAUUGUCGUUCUUAUUAAGUUAGUGCAGUGUUUUUUGUUUCGUUAUUGUUUUCCUCCUUUUGAAUUGAGUUUAUUGAUUUUUUUAAUUAUAAAAAAAUGAUUUGAGGUUUUUUUGGUUUGCGUUUGAAAUUCUAUAUUUUACACAUGCAUUUUCUGAUUUCUUCUCCAGUGUAUGAUUUAUUGCAUUUUUAAACCAUUGUGUUGAUGUGCUAGUCUUGCUCGAACCGGAAGCUGCCCGGAGUACGCUGUUCUUGAUCAAUACCACAUUAUUUUUGUUGAGAUAAAGAUAACGUUUCGAUUGUUCA
Molecule: messenger RNA, 1610 nt
Organism: Sycon ciliatum
Lineage: Eukaryota; Metazoa; Porifera; Calcarea; Leucosolenida; Sycettidae
Exons: 4
Coding region: 229-804 (191 amino acids)
Cellular component (GO): membrane
Source: RefSeq, a predicted model, not a curated record